AUGCCGCAGGGCCCCGGCUCCCUGCUGCUGAUCGUCCUCGCCUCGCACUGCUGCUUGGGCUCGGCGCGCGGGCUCUUCUUCGGCCAGUCCGACUUCCCCUACAAACGCAGCAACUGCAAGCCCAUCCCGGCCAACCUGCAGCUGUGCCACGGCAUAGAGUACCAGAACAUGCGGCUGCCCAACCUGCUGGGCCACGAGACCAUGAAGGAGGUGCUGGAGCAGGCGGGCGCCUGGAUCCCGCUGGUCAUGAAGCAGUGCCACCCGGACACCAAGAAGUUCCUGUGUUCGCUCUUCGCUCCCGUCUGCCUCGACGACCUGGACGAGACCAUCCAGCCGUGCCACUCGCUCUGCGUGCAGGUGAAGGACCGCUGCGCUCCGGUCAUGUCCGCCUUCGGCUUCCCCUGGCCCGACAUGCUCGACUGCGACCGCUUCCCCCAGGACAACGACCUUUGCAUCCCCCUCGCUAGCAGCGACCACCUCCUGCCGGCUACCGAGGAAGCUCCAAAGGUAUGUGAAGCCUGCAAAACUAAAAACGAAGAUGACAACGACAUAAUGGAAACACUUUGUAAAAAUGAUUUUGCACUGAAGAUAAAAGUGAAGGAGAUCACCUACAUCAACAGAGACACCAAAAUCAUCCUGGAGACCAAGAGCAAGACCAUUUACAAGCUGAACGGAGUGUCCGAGAAGGACCUGAAGAAGUCGGUGCUGUGGCUCAAAGACAGCCUGCAGUGCACGUGUGAGGAGAUGAACGACAUCAACGCGCCCUACCUGGUCAUGGGGCAGAAGCUGGGUGGGGAGCUGGUCAUCACCUCCGUGAAGCGGUGGCAGAAAGGGCAGCGAGAGUUCAAGCGCAUCUCCCGCAGCAUCCGCAAGCUGCAGUGCUAGUCCCAGGCCAGCCUCGCUGCGGACCGCUCCCAGGGCCCAGCCGACCCGCCCCCGCUGCUCUGGGACGUCAGCACGGUUUCCCCAGCACACUCCCUCGGCUCGGCCUGGAGCGGCUUC
Messenger RNA from Budorcas taxicolor (takin), 1002 nucleotides. RefSeq names its product secreted frizzled related protein 2 (gene SFRP2). The transcript is spliced from 3 exons. Bases 1 to 885 code for a protein of 294 amino acids. Gene Ontology annotation, molecular function: Wnt-protein binding. Lineage: Eukaryota; Metazoa; Chordata; Mammalia; Artiodactyla; Bovidae. Gene Ontology annotation, biological process: canonical Wnt signaling pathway; negative regulation of canonical Wnt signaling pathway; non-canonical Wnt signaling pathway. The record is from RefSeq and is a predicted model, not a curated record.